AUGGAAAGAUCAAGGUUGUAUAAAAACAAAGAUAAGGACUCUGAGGAACUUCGGAGGCGUCGUACUGAUCAGUCUGUUGAACUUCGCAAAGCUAAGAAGGAUGAACAACUUCAGAAGCGGAGAAACAUAGUGCUGACUGAACUAGAUGAAACCUCACCCUUGAAAGAAAAGCAGAUUGAUACUCCUGAACACGUUAAUUACGAUGCAGUUAGCCGUGAUAUGCAAUCAAAUGAUCGAGUCACUCGAUUUAAAGCAGUUCAGCUCUGUAGAAAAACCCUAUCACGCGCAAAGAACCCUCCAAUAGACGAGUUUUAUAAGAGGGGUGCUGUCGACAUCCUGGGUUCAUCCCUCAGUUCCACUCACGAUGACCUUGUUUUCGAGGCUGCAUGGGCACUCACAAACAUUGCUUCCGGGGAUAGCUCUCAUACAGCAGCCUUAGUCUCCUCUGGGACUGUCCCAAAACUGGUACGGCUGUUAAGUCAUUCUGCUGUCAAUAUAGCUGAGCAAAGUGUAUGGGCUUUAAGUAAUAUUGCCGGAGAUGGAUCCGAAUUCCGAGAUAAAGUUAUCGACAGCGGAGUUGUUGAACCAGUGUUAAAACUUUUAGAUCGAGUUUGGAAGCAGCCCACCGUGGUAUCAAAUAUUGCCUGGAUGUUAUCAAAUCUCUGUCGAAACCGAGAUCCUCCUCCCCCACGUGCCGUCAUUAAAAAGCUUCUGCCUUAUCUCAAUCGACUUCUUCAGUAUGAGGGAAAUAAGAAUGUGAUUGUGGAUACCGCAUGGGCUCUUUCAUACGCAAGUGAUGCCGUAAAUGAAUUUAUUGAUGAUAUAAUAGGAAGUGGAUGUGUCCCGUUACUUCUGCGACUGUUAGCGUCAUCAUCGGCGAAUCUCAUUUCUCCAUCUUUAAGAGCCAUUGGUAAUCUUGUCAUCGGUACUGAUGAACAAACACAAGCUAUUCUGGAUGCCGGUCUACUAACUUACAUCCCUGCAUUGUUAAACAAUGAAAAGUCUACUGUGGUCAAAGAAGCCUGUUGGGUAGUGAGUAACAUUACCGCCGGAAGUGUAGAUCAAAUUGACAUGGUUAUAAGUCACAACAUCAUACCAUGCAUUUUGGAGAUCUUUUAUAAGGGUGAAUUCAGAACUCAAAAAGAAGCCUGCUGGGUUAUCAGUAAUUUUAUUAGCGGUGGGACUCCGGGACAAUGUGCAUAUUUGUUGAACCAAAAUGUGUUGAAAGCGCUUUGCAAUAUGCUUACAGUCUCAGAGUCGAAGGUUGUACUUAUGGUUCUAGAAGGAAUAAAAAAACUCCUAGAGAUUUCUGAUCAGUAUGGCCAAUUAGAACCAGCUUGUAUCGAGUUAGAGACAUGUGGAGGCUUGGAUAAGUUGGAAGAAUUGCAAGACCACACUAACGUUCAAGUCUAUCAAGGUGCUUACGAUUUAAUUGAAAAGUACUUCAAUGAUGCGAUCAAACCGCUAACAACCAUUUUAUCUAUGAAUCAGCCUUCAAAUAAAAGAAAUAGCUUACAAGCUUGUUACAAAUCUGAUGGGAAAUCUGAAGGUCGAUUCGAAGAAAUAGAAAGAAAAAUUGAGAAAAUUGAGGAGAAAUUGUCGCUUGAAUCGAAUAAGCAGACAGAAACUGAGCUUACUUUAAGGAAAUUAAUUGAUCAGGUUGAACUUAUGAAAAUUGCUGCUUCCAAUUCGAUGCAAACUACAAAACCAAUAUCUGUGAAAAGACAAGGACAUCGGAAAAGUUCAUUAACUACGUCCGGAGUCCAGUAUUCACAGAAUGCGAAUCAAAUAUUGAACCCAGGUGCCUUUACAUGCUCUGAUGAAUCGUCGUCUGACAAUCUACCUAGUCUGUCGAAAAGUGAGAAAACACCCAAUGUAGUCUAUACUUAUAUUGAUAAUUACCUUAAAGCCUGUAUGUCUAGUGUUGAGAAGAAAUUGUUUGGCAAAUUAGACAUCUGCUUUAAUAAAAUCCAAUCACUUGAAGCACAUGCAAAUCAAAAUAAAACUGAAGAUGAUAAUAGACUGACGAAUUCACAAGAAAUCCAUCUAAGUUCAGAAGAAAGUGGUUCAGAUAUGAGUAUUUACUCUGAAUAUCAGGUUACGUUGGAGCAGCAUAAAAGACGUUUGGAAGAAAUGGAGAAACUAGUCAAACAUUUUGAUUCUCCUAUAGUUAAUGAAACUAUAAAAAGUGUUCUAAGCUCUGAAAUUAAAAGUAGACAUCAACAAAAUCGACAAUUGCAAAAACUUUACACUUGUAUAAUUGAGAAGUUCCUAGGAAUCAUAGACAAAUGGCAGCCUAAUUUGAAUAAUCUUGAAAUAAAUUCAAAUUCUGAUAAUGGUGAUUUGACCGGGUCUGAUCGUCCUGUGAAUGAAUCGGAAAAUAACUCUAAGCUGUCACAGCUCUUACUCUUAUUACACGAAGAUUUAAUUCAUUUACAAACAAAAUUAGAAAAUGAACCUAUAAAGUAUGGUGAAACAUCCAUUGCAAAGAAUGCGCAAGAACCUUUGGACUUCAGAACACUAGCUGAAUCUAUUCUGGUAGUGAAAAUCAGUCUGGAAUUGAAGAUUAACAAAUUGGAAAAGCAGCUUAAUUUGGAACGUGAAACGAUUCACACCGAAGUUGUUAAACUAAAAGAAAUUUGUGAUCGCUUCAAAACAAGAGGAAAUAUAUAA
Messenger RNA from Schistosoma margrebowiei, 2673 nucleotides. The record is from the annotation of a GenBank genome assembly. NCBI's taxonomy places the organism in Eukaryota, Metazoa, Platyhelminthes, Trematoda, Strigeidida, Schistosomatidae.